Dioszegia hungarica is the source of this 1341-nucleotide messenger RNA. RefSeq lists its product as uncharacterized. The record is from RefSeq and is a predicted model, not a curated record. The transcript is spliced from 2 exons. The coding region runs from base 1 to 1341 and encodes 446 amino acids. Lineage: Eukaryota; Fungi; Basidiomycota; Tremellomycetes; Tremellales; Bulleribasidiaceae.
AUGUCGUUCGACCGCCUACAUCCUGAAAUAUGGGACCACAUCCUCAGCUUCCUCACUGUGCCAUAUUUCAGGCCGUUAUCAGGAUGGACGAAAGAAGAGGCGGUCGGGGAGGGUUCGCAGGUCGUGGCUCGUCUGCCGAACGCUGGAGAUGCAGGCGUCACAAAGAGGAGUGAUAUCAGGGUGAAUGCUUUGGCAACACUGAUGCGUACAAGUAUUGCAUUCAAUAAACUCGCUUGUCGCCCCCUAUACACGCGGAUCGUGACGGACAGAUGGGCGGAGCUCAGUCACGGGGUCCAACACCGUGGCCGCGCCCAUCCCUCUCUCGAGUCCCCCUUUGAAUUGCUCGAAUACACCACGCACCUACAAAUCGAAUACCGCCAAAAGUUCGGAGAGGUAUCUUACUUGGAUAUCUUUCGCGGUGACUGGCGGAAUUGGCUCGUCGUCAGCGCGGUCUCCCCAUUCGAGGCGGCCAUGAUCCGAGGGGUUACCGAGAUUGACGACGAUCCCUCAACCCCUCUCGGCACACUUGUGGUUGCCUUCGGACCGGUACCCUUUCCCAACAUCACUCACCUCACCGUCGGCGCAAUAUUUGGCGGGCAAGACGCGGUAUGGGAUGUCGCGGCGGACUUCCGUUUGGCACCUUUUGGGCAUCGCAAGACCCGCAUCGACCCAGAGGUGAUAGUAUGGGAUGUAUUGGCGGAUAGCAAGCGGAAGAUGGAGGAGAUGUGGCGGAGGACGCCGCUCCAGGAGUACUGCCAGAGGGGCAACGCCGGUCCCCUCAGUCUUCCGCCGGGGGUUCACUGGACCAGCCGACCCCUUAUCCCCUCUCUUCCUCCGCCAAUCUUCAACUUUCACUUCCACGUCGGAAUGCAAAGUAGCGAAAUCCCAAUGGGCUGCCCUCUUCCUUGCCGCUGGCUCCAGGACGUCCUCGACCCCACGCGUCCGCCUCACUCCGUUCUCCCCGUCUUUCGCAAAGCCCUUAAAAUGAACUACAAUCUCCGACAUGCGGCAUGGACGGAUCCCGAACGCAACAUCCAUAUCGAUCUGGACUACCAUCUCGAUAUUUUUGCGAACCCAAGUGACUUCCACACGCCCUACUACGCGGCGGCGGAUUCGGGCAUGGUGAAAAAGCCUCAUACGGCGGCACUGAAGAAGGCAUUUGACGAGAAGCAGAGGGCGGAAGCGGCUAGAUUGCAGAAGACGCUGCAUAAGGACGUGCCCGCGCAGCAUUUCUUGAAGCGUGUGGCAAAAGAUGUCAUCGUCUGGAAGCCUGCGGUGGACUUUCCGCACUGCGCGGCGUGCGGGUGGAACUAUGGGGAAAGACUGGGGAAGGGCUGUUGA